AUGGAUGUAUCCACUUUGUCCCCAAAGGCUGUGACACUCUUCUGUGGUCUGUUGAGCUUCUAUAUCUUCAUCACGAUCACCAAAUAUGUCAAGUUGAGGCAGUUCCGAGGUCCUUCAUGGACCAACAUCUCGCACUGGCCUCAUAGUAUAGCGCUGCUCCGGGGGAAUUGCCACGAGUGGUAUGCAGAAGUCAAUAAGAAACAUGGUCCGAUUGCCCGUAUCGCUCCUGGACGGCUGAUCACAUCCUCCCCCGACGUUUGGAUGCAUGUGAACAACAAGCCUGGCUAUAAGCGCUCCGAUUGGUACUACCGCGCCGUGCGACUUGAGUACCGGAAGGAUAAUGUCUUCAGUCAGACGGAUAACGUGAAACAUGAGCAACGGAGGAAGCAGAUGGCUCCAGGGUAUUCGGGAAGGGAGAAUCCCAACUUUGAGGGCUCUAUAGAUGAGCAAGUCCAUGGUCUCUUGAACCUCAUCCGGUCUAAAUAUCUCUCGUCUGAGCAGGAGAUCGUACCGAUGGAUCUAUCAAAGAAGAUCCAGUAUUUCACAGUCGAUGUCAUCAGCAGUGUGGGUCUCGGCAAGGCGUUUGGUAUGCUUCAAAAUGACCAAGAUGUGGACGAGUACCUCCAAUCGACCGACGAGGGUCUUUCUAUCGCUAAUACCGCCCUCGCCAUGGGGUUCAGCUGGCUCGCUCAGGCGCCUUUCAUCGGUCAAUUUAUUGCACCCUCACCCAACGACAACAACGGCUUCGGUAGGAUGAUGGCAGCAUGCUUCCGUCUCGUCAAUGAGCGUGCUGCAAACCCCUUUGACGAUCGGAGCGAUAUGCUAGCCUCAUUCAUGCGUCAUGGCUUAUUGGAUGAUGAGCUACGCAGUGAGGCGCUAGAGCAAAUACUUGCGGGUUCUGAUACCACAGCUGCCGCCAUUCGUGGCACCCUUUUGCAUAUAGUAACCACCCCUCGCGUCUAUAUCAAGCUGCGGGGUGAAAUUGAUGAUGCCGUCCACCGUGGAAAUGCGCCAAGCGAAGACCAAGGCCUGAUCACUGCUGCCCAAGCUAAACAGCUUCCGUACCUGCAGGCUGUAAUCCGCGAGGGUCUAAGAAUACGGCCGCCUGUUGCGAAUGUGUUCCCCCGCGAUAUCCCGAAAGGUGGUGACACUGUUGUUGUCGAUGGCGAGAGGGUGUUCCUACCGGGUGGUGCCUGCAUUGGAUACUCGGCAUACGCAAUGCAUCACAGUGAGAAAGUCUAUGGCAAAGAUGCAGGGGCUUUCCGACCGGAGCGGUGGCUUGAGUCAGAUCCUGAUAAGUUGGCUCUCAUGACUCAUACCAACGAGCUUAUAUUUGGCUUUGGCAGAUUCCAGUGUUUGGGAAAGGUAGUAGCCCAGAUCGAGAUUGGAAAGAUAAUAUUUGAGCUCUUCCGCAAUUUCGAUAUAGCUUUUGUCAACCCCACACAUCCCUGGGAUGUGCGAAACAAUGCUGGGCUUUUUUCGAUCUCAAAUAUGUGGGUGCAAGUAGUCGAACGGACGCCCUGUUCUCAGUCCGGGUAG
Penicillium paradoxum is the source of this 1539-nucleotide messenger RNA. Its product is annotated as cytochrome P450. NCBI's taxonomy places the organism in Eukaryota, Fungi, Ascomycota, Eurotiomycetes, Eurotiales, Aspergillaceae. The record is from RefSeq and is a predicted model, not a curated record. The coding region runs from base 1 to 1539 and encodes 512 amino acids. Gene Ontology annotation, molecular function: monooxygenase activity; iron ion binding; heme binding. The transcript has 4 exons.